GAUGCCAGGAGCUCUCUCUGGGCGCUAUGGGAGGACUCUGGCGUGGGGCAUGGAGGCGCGUUACCUUCUGUGGCUGGCGCUGGAGUCACCCUGGGUCCCCGACCAAGGUUGCCGAGAGCGCAGCACCGUUUCUCAGGCCGGGAAGGAGUGGGACAGGAAGUGCUGAGAGGGGGCUGAGGCGGCUUGGGACAUGGAGGCGCCCGAACCCGGGCCCAGACCUGGCCCUGCAGGCGCCGCGGCGGCCGAAGAGCACGAACCCUUUCACACGCGCGCAGGAGGAGGACUGGCGGCGUCGGAACAAGACGGUCCUCACGUACGUGGCCGCCGCCGCCGUGGGCAUGGUGGGGGCGUCGUACGCCGCCGUGCCCCUUUAUCGGCUCUAUUGCCAGACUACUGGUCUUGGAGGAUCAGCAGUAGCAGGUCAUGCAUCAGACCAGAUUGAAAACAUGGUGCCUGUUAAGGAUCGAAUUAUUAAAGUCACCUUUAAUGCAGAUGUGCACGCAAGUCUCCAGUGGAAUUUUAGACCGCAGCAAACAGAAAUAUAUGUAGUGCCAGGAGAGACUGCACUGGCGUUUUAUAAAGCUAAGAAUCCUACAGACAAACCAGUAAUUGGAAUUUCUACAUACAAUGUUGUACCAUUUGAAGCUGGACAGUAUUUCAAUAAAAUACAGUGCUUCUGUUUUGAGGAACAAAGGCUUAAUCCACAAGAAGAAGUUGAUAUGCCAGUGUUUUUCUACAUUGAUCCUGAAUUUGCUGAAGAUCCAAGAAUGGUGAAUGUUGAUCUCAUCACUCUUUCCUACACUUUUUUUGAAGCAAAGGAGGGACAGCAGUUGCCAGUUCCAGGCUAUAAUUGAAGUCAGCACCUAAGUCCUGCUUCAGAUUUGUGAUUUUUGAAAAAUCAUGUAUCUACUCUUCUCAGGGGAGAAAUAUCCUACAGUAAUGUGAAGCUAUUUUAAAUAUUAUUUAAUGCUGUAUUUUUUUUUCUCAACUAAUUUACCCUACUUAAAAUUGAAUGGUUUCUAUCAUAAGGAGUCCACAUGCCUAUUUGAAUGUAUGGCUUUUCAAAGCCAUAGAGUAAUACAAGUAAUACUAAAAGUAAUAUUGAUAAGUAAUAAUAAGAGAAACUCCUGUUUCUUAAAUAUGUAGGCAUGGACUUGAUGGUUCAGAUUAAUUCUAUUUGCUCCCCUUACAGAUUAUUAGCCCUUCAUACUUGUAGCAGUGAAUAUUUUUGUUAUUCCUAGGGUUAUCUAUUUUAGACUCCAGGUCUUCUGCCCAUUUUUAUUAUUUCUAAAAUAGUCGGGUUACUACUUUUUUCUUUUAUUGUGAAUAGUCACUACUUUAAAAGCUCACGAUGGAAGAAGAAUCACUGAGCCCUAACAGCUUGCCUAGAGGUAACAUACUGACUUCAGAUUUGACUGUUUGUCCUUUAGGCCCUAGGGCUAUUUUAUAUUCUGAAAUUUUGGCAUCAUGAAAUGAAAUAAAAUGCACAAAUAUAUUAACUAGGAUCAUAGCAUUUCCUUUGAUAGUUCAGGUCCCUGAAUGUUAUAAUAUAAGUGUGGAAUUGUGAAGACUCAUAUCAGAAGUUCUAUGAAUAAACUCUGUUAAAAAAAAAAAAAAAGACGUAUUAAUUGUUUUAAUAGGAAUCUGUCAUUGUAAUUUAUGACAUAAAUGAAUGCACAAUUUAUUCUAAAUAUUUUCUAGUAGUGUUUGUUCCAAAUAGAGAUCAUCUAGUAUUACAAAGAAUUGUAUUUAAAGGCAACUUCAAUAAAGAGUCCAGUGACCUUUUCAAGGUAUCUGAAAUGUAAACUACAAUCAUGAAGGCUUUUACAAGUUAUAAUUCUAAACAAGUAUUAUUUAUAAAAAGUACAAAUUGACUUUUACAUUCAACUUAGUUAAAUGAAGGCACUCAAUAGUCUUCAUAAUUAUUUUGUAAUAAAAUAAUCUUCAUCUACUCUUAUCACAGCUGUGUGAGGAUUUCUUUUCUAAAAGUAGGAAGCCCUGUGAAACCGAAGCUGCUGUCAUUAAACUAGUUGGCCUCAGUUUCUUCUGUUGAAGUUUUAAGUGAAUAUAUGUUACAACCAAGUUCUUUUGAGAUAAAGUUUAAACUGUGGUCUGGAAGCAUAAAUAUUCCUGUGGAAUUGUUACUCUUCUGUGAAGCUUCAUUACUGCAGAGGAGAAAUGUUCCACUAAGCUUCUGAUGUGCUGGUAGGUCUUGUCUUCUGGGCCUCAAAGUUUCACAGGGUCUACCUUUUAGAGAAUUGGCACCUUUAAUGUAGUUAGUGAGCUGGUCAUCCGCCUUCCCCUAGAAUAGAAAGAAUAUAGCCGCCCUUCAACCUUUCCUUUUCUUUCCCCAUUCCUACAUAACAAGAGAGUUACAAUGUAAUGCAGAAAGGUGGGCAUGUACUACUUCAAUGGGGGUAGGUGUGAAGGGAAUAAAUAAGGUUAAUGGGUUACUGAUGGCCAUGCAUUCAUUAGUAAAUAAAAUAGGAUGACUGAUAUAACAAAUAGGAAGAAUCCAGGCCUAUCUGGAUGAGUAAUGAGUGGGUUUCACCAGUUAGUAGAUACUAACUGUAUGUAAAAAAUAAAGGUCUAUUUCAGUGCUUAAGAAGUUUCUAUUGAUCAUUAUUUUUGUUAGCAUUAAUAUUUCUGUACCAUAAACCAACUUCUACAUUCCAAAGGUUCAUUAUUUUUAGUAACAAGCUCACAAAAAUUGUAUUUCAUUAUAAUUUGAGUGAUUAGGAGAAACUUUUGUACUAAGAUUUCACUCAAAGUGUCAGACUCAGAUGGCCUUUAUAAAAUGUAAAUACUGAAGAAAAGGGACAAUUACACUGGAAUUCUAUAGAAUGGGGAAUGUAUGUUGUAUAAGUUGAAGUCUACCUCAGCAGUCACUUUGACUUUGAGCUCCUUUCUGCUGAUGAACAUCAAUUUCUUCAUAAACAGCUCUGAAACAAACAAACCAUCAUGGCAAAAGGGUUAUUAUAUUUCAAAGUACUAUUUUGGCUUUUAACUACCAACACCUUAACUAAAAAUCUGCCAUUUUAGGUAUUCAGGCUGCAUCAGUGAAUAAAAACAGAUCUCUGCCCUUGAAGCUUAUAUUACAUUAUAGCUUUCUUAGAGCGUAAUGUAAUUCCCAUGCAUCUUACAAAUAUGUAUCUCGUAUAACCAAUUCAUUUUAGUUGUGACUCAGUGAAAAAUGUGGCUCAAAUUUGGACAGUUUCCUCUCUGCUUUACCAAAAAAAAAAAAAAAAACCAAAACCAAAAAACAAAAAA
Mustela erminea (ermine) is the source of this 3270-nucleotide messenger RNA. Its product is annotated as cytochrome c oxidase assembly protein COX11, mitochondrial. The transcript has 4 exons. Gene Ontology annotation, molecular function: copper ion binding. Lineage: Eukaryota; Metazoa; Chordata; Mammalia; Carnivora; Mustelidae. Gene Ontology annotation, cellular component: mitochondrial inner membrane. The record is from RefSeq and is a predicted model, not a curated record. The coding region runs from base 27 to 854 and encodes 275 amino acids.